CUGUCUCUCUCACUUGUCUCUUCUCGAACUCAACUCUUCUCCGCUCAAAAAAACCAGAGAAAAAAAUGAGUGAAAUUGGGUUAGACAAUUCGAGAGAAACCUAAAUCAAACCGAAAUGAGAAAUUAAACCAAAAUCUUCUACUGAUUUAUGAUUUUCUAAGCCUAAAAACUCAUAUGAAAAACCCUUUUAGGAAUCAAAAUCUUUGAUUUUGUAAACUUAUUUUUUCUCUUAGAUUGAAACUCUCAGAAGCAGAUUCAAUUGAAGAAGUAGAAACCCUAGGAAUCUCUAUCCUCAGAAGAAGAUUGAAGUAAAAUCCUUGAAGAUUCAGUAGAAUGUCUUCCAAUCGAAGCAGUUCUGGUCCGUCUACAUCAGCUACCACAUCAUCGCAGCAAAAUGUAUCCAGCUCGUCAGCAAAACCGAAGCUGAUUGUUGAAGUCCAUAUUGCUGGCAAGAUCGAAGGAGAUGCGGCAGCGAGAUUCUCUACUAGGGUAGGAGAGCUCAUAAGGACUCAUAUUCCUAAAUCAUACAAGGAGUGGAGGUUGGUCCCUGUCAAUUUUAAAGACGACGUGUGGAAUGCUCUGAUGGGUGAAUUUUCAUUGACUGUUGACCCAGCAGUCUGCCGUGAAAUCAUUGAAGUGUCAUUUCCACCGUAUUAUAGGCGAUUCAAAUACGAAGUAAGGCAGACAUUAAAACGGAUAGUAAAAGCUCUUAGACAAGCAGAAAAAGCAUCUCUUAGAGUAGAACAAGCAAUAAAGGAGGGAGUUGAAAUACCUGAGGCUGAGGAGGAAGAUGAAGAUGAAGCACUUCCAGAACUCACUCCAGAAAUCUGGGAAAGUGUAAGAGCAGAUGUUCCACCUGGGAUUAAUGGUAUUAAUCCAAAUAUCUGGGAGGAAUUUGUUGAUAUGGAGAAAAAUCCUGAAAAGAUAGCAAAGAAUAAGGUGAAUGCAGAGAGCAAAGCAAAGAACACUAUCCACCAUACACUUGGGAGGUGCACAUACCACAACAAGAAGCAUAAGUUAGACGAAAUGAGCGAAAAAGUGGUACCCCCGUCGACUAUAGAGAAGUGGUUAUACGGACAUUUAAGACGUGAUGGGACUGUCCAUCCUAGUGCACUUGAAGUGCAUGGCAAAGUAUCAGGGGCUGUAGAGAGGAACAAAGGGAAAGGAGAUCAGUCAAGUUCUAGUAAUGUGGUUUCAGCUGAACUAGAGGAGGUGUUUGGAAGAAAACGAAGUGGUGGGAUUCGUGGCUACUCAUCCCAUAUGUCGAAGAAGCAAGUUGGAAUGGCAGCAAUUGCACAUUAUGCCCUUCAACAAAGAGAUAAUGAGAAUGCUCUUAAAUUAAACAAAAUCGAAGCCGAUGUGGGGUUUAUGGGCGGUAAACUGAUUGGUAUUGAAGGUGAAUAUGGGUCCCUGGGCAGCGCACUGAAGGAGAUGUUGAACUGCAUGAAACGCAAGACGCCUACAUCACCAUCUCGCGUAGGCACUCCUAGCCCAGAGAAAGGGUCCAAUUCUCACUUAGGUCAUCAACUUGAUCAAAGCUUGGAUCAUGCUGACAGUGUAACCAAUGAACCUCCUUCCUUGCAUGUUCAACUACUAGAUAAUAGAAGAAGAGUUGUUGCAUCAGGAUGUAUUAUUGCUGGCGAUUAUGUUCAUUGUAGAAAGGUUAAGCCAUUAGAGAAGAAGGUCUAUGUCAAGGAAGUUCAUGAUCAGUCUGCGUUAGUAUGCGAUGGUCCACAAGGAGAUGACGUUAACUUUUUUAAGGAUCUGGAACUAUCUACUUUUUUGAUCUGGUCUGAAGAUAGGUUGCGGUUCGUGCCGGUAAAGCUGGUUGGUGUACAUGAAGGAGAGCUACCCAUACAUGGUACUUUUCAGGUCCAAUUCUAUUCUAUACAAGUGUACAACCAGGACAUAAUGAUCUCCCACAAUUGAGGCUAAAGAAAAAGAACAAGUAGAUGCAAUCCUGAAAUGUUGGUCUGAUUUUGGAAUUUGUUACUGGUCUUUCCAGCCAGGUGUAAAGGCUAAGCCUUUGAAGCAACCCAAGGCACAACAGAAAGUAUAUGAUGAGACUGACUUGGAAAAAUCUUCAGAAGACGAAAAGGGAAGCUUUAUGUUAGGUGGUGUUGGACUAAAGAAAAGUGGAAAUAUCGGAACAAGAUGCUCCAGUAAAGGUGCCACUAUAAGGAAAUCAAGAAGACAGUUGGAUAACUAACUCCUAGAGAUGUUCCAUUUAUAUCAGGUUCCAUUUACUCCUAGAAAUGUUCCAUUUGAGUGAACAAGUUAUAGGUAAUUUCUUAUUUCUCAAGUUCUUGUAGAAAAUGUAUCCACUGCCUAUGCCCGCAUGAUGAGGUCCGGUUGAUUGAACAAGAAACCCAAAACAUGCUCAAUUUUGAUCCCAAAUUGUAGAGACAGACUUGUUAUCUAUAGUUUAUUUUGUUAAAUUUCAGUCAUCUUACAUCUGUAAUUGUAUCGAUUGAUUGUAUGGAUGGAUCCAUAUGUAAUGCUGCAAUUCCAUAUGUGAUAUAAUAGAAUGGAUUGAA
Messenger RNA from Papaver somniferum (opium poppy), 2537 nucleotides. RefSeq lists its product as uncharacterized. Lineage: Eukaryota; Viridiplantae; Streptophyta; Magnoliopsida; Ranunculales; Papaveraceae. The transcript is spliced from 13 exons. The record is from RefSeq and is a predicted model, not a curated record. The coding region runs from base 334 to 1929 and encodes 531 amino acids.